AUGAGUCAUGUAUUAGAGCCUCCGUCGGAUUUGAACUUGAUCGAGGAUAAAAUGACGAUAAAAGAUGUCAUUCGGGACAUCAUUCAGCUAGGUCCACAUGAGGAUCCGUUGCAUGUGUUAGACUUAGACGACGUAGUGUGCAAACAUUUCAAUUGGUGCAACCAGAUGCCGCGUGUUAAACCUUUCUAUGCUGUGAAGUGCAACGUUGAUUCUCGUAUUCUGCAGACGUUGAUAAUGCUAGGUACUGGCUUUGAUUGUGCGUCGAAAGGAGAGCUGGAACUCUUAAUAGGAUUCGGAGUGAGUCCAGAGAGAAUAAUUUUUGCGCAGCCAGCCAAGUCCAUUUCGUCGCUGUUGUACGCCCGCUCAAAACAAGUGUCGAUCAUCACGUUUGACGGGGCUAUUGAACUGGACAAAAUACAUCGAUAUUACCCAGAGGCACAUUUGGUGUUGAGAAUACGUCAUGAUUCUCUAAAAGUGCGUUGUUCACUGGGUAAGAAGUUUGGUUGUGAUCCCGUAUCGGAAGCUCCGGAGCUUCUGCAAUAUGCGGCCAAGUUACGAAUGAAUGUUAUCGGAAUCAGUUUCCACGUAGGAACGGGUUGUGAGGAACACGAAGUGUACCACGAAGCGGUGAAAGUAGCAAGAGAUUUGUUUGAUUACGCCAAGGGUAUCGGAUACACGUUUACGCUUCUGGAUAUUGGAGGUGGAUUUCCGGGAGACAACAAUAAACCGAUUGAUCGCUACGCCAAGGCCGUAAAUGAAGCAGUUGAUCAGUAUUUCCCGGCUGAAUCUAAAAUCAGUAUCAUAGCUGAACCGGGACGUUACUACGUGGCAUCGGCUGUUACGUUGGUUUCUUUCAUACACUCAAAGCGAGUGGUAAAGGAGUUGCAUUCAGAUCGUAAACAGAUUGCAAAAAUGUACUACUAUCUGAACGAUGGGCUCUUUGGGACGUUUAAUUACACAGUUCACGAAUGUCAGAAAGCGAUUCCAAUCGUAGUACGCCAUGGAGAUGUGAAAGAAUACACCUCUAUUUUAUGGGGACCGACAUGUCAAGGGAUGGAUAUGAUUGCUGAGGCUUGUCUUCCUGAGUUGCACAUCGGAGACAGCGUUGUAUUUGAAAACAUAGGAGCGUACACGAGAGUGCUGUCCUGUUCCUUUAACGGAUUUGCAGUUCCCAAGGUGCUGGCAUACUUACGGGAAGGAACCUUGUAA
Messenger RNA from Anopheles nili, 1209 nucleotides. RefSeq names its product ornithine decarboxylase-like. The transcript has a single exon. Bases 1 to 1209 code for a protein of 402 amino acids. NCBI's taxonomy places the organism in Eukaryota, Metazoa, Arthropoda, Insecta, Diptera, Culicidae. Gene Ontology annotation, molecular function: ornithine decarboxylase activity. The record is from RefSeq and is a predicted model, not a curated record. Gene Ontology annotation, cellular component: cytoplasm.